Messenger RNA from Eruca vesicaria subsp. sativa (arugula), 1245 nucleotides. NCBI's taxonomy places the organism in Eukaryota, Viridiplantae, Streptophyta, Magnoliopsida, Brassicales, Brassicaceae. The record is from the annotation of a GenBank genome assembly.
AUGGCGGACAGAGUCGCAGAGAAGCCAUGGCGAGUUCUCGAGUUCUACAGUGGAAUCGGUGGAAUGAGAUACUCUUUAAUGGCGUCUGGAGUUGUGGCAGAAGUAGUAGAAGCGUUUGAGAUCAAUGAUGUUGCCAAUGAUGUUUAUCAGCAUAACUUCGGACACCGUCCCCAUCAGGGGAAUAUUCAGAGCCUUACUGCUGCUGACCUAGAUAAGUAUAAUGCUGAUGCUUGGCUUCUUUCUCCUCCUUGUCAACCUUAUACUAGACAAGGCCUUCAGAAACAUUCUGGUGAUGCUCGGGCUUCUUCGUUUCUAAAGAUUCUUGAGCUUAUACCCCAUACAGCUAAACCUCCACAAAUGUUGUUUGUAGAGAAUGUUGUUGGAUUUGAGACUUCGGAUACACAUAUGGAAAUGAUUGAUACAUUGACAAAAUCAGAUUAUGUCACACAAGAAUUUAUUUUGAGUCCGUUGCAGUUUGGUGUACCGUAUUCAAGACCACGUUACUUUUGUCUGGCCAAAAGAAAGCCUCUGUCAUUUCAGUCACAGCACAAUAACAACAAGCUACUCUGGUCCCCAGGCCCGUUAUAUGGGCGUGAUGAUCAGGUGGAGUUUGGAAAAUGUCAAGCAGAAGAGGGAUUUGAAAACUUACUUGAGUCUUGCGAACCAGUAGAGAAGUUUCUUGACUCAACUGCACAAGUAAACGGCGAGCCAGGUAGUUUUGACGAGUCUGAGAAUGGAACCAGAGAAUGUGAUAGACAGGAAGAAGAUCCUGUCUCAGACUCUGUACAUCAAUAUCUAGUACCAUUAAGUUUGAUAGAGAGAUGGGGAAACGCAAUGGACAUUGUAUACCCUGAUUCGAAGAGAUGCUGUUGUUUCACAAAGAGUUAUUACCGAUACGUGAAGGGCACUGGUUCCCUCUUGGCAACUGUCCAGGUAUGUUCUUCCUUUUUACAAUAUUGUUUUUCUCUAUUUGCUAGUGCUUAUCGUGAAUCUACUAUGACCACGCAGCCAAAAAUAAAGGGGAAGGAAUCUUGUUUAAAAGAGCAACGGCUUAGAUACUUCACCCCAAGAGAGGUAGCUAACUUUCACUCAUUCCCUGAAGACUUCGAGUUCCCAAAGCAGAUAAGCCUUCGACAAAGAUAUGCAAUGCUUGGAAACAGUUUAAGUGUAGCAGUCGUGUCUCCUCUGCUUCGGUACUUAUUCAGUUCUCCAGUCUUGACUGUGGAAGAAGGAAACAGCAAGUGA